This is a messenger RNA of Rhizopus microsporus ATCC 52813, 1747 nucleotides long. RefSeq lists its product as uncharacterized. Lineage: Eukaryota; Fungi; Mucoromycota; Mucoromycetes; Mucorales; Rhizopodaceae. Gene Ontology annotation, cellular component: protein phosphatase type 1 complex. The record is from RefSeq and is a predicted model, not a curated record. Gene Ontology annotation, biological process: regulation of glycogen biosynthetic process. Gene Ontology annotation, molecular function: protein phosphatase 1 binding; glycogen binding. The coding region runs from base 55 to 1440 and encodes 461 amino acids. The transcript has a single exon.
CUUAAUUCUCAAGUGUAAAUAUUUAUUGUAUAGAAAGAUCAAAAUUAUAGAUAAAUGCCAUCAUUUACAGCAUUUCCAAGAAGUCAAACAAGAUGGGGACACUCCACUUGGACAAACAAUAACACUCAUCAUCAAAAAGACAAUAAUGACAAGCAUAAACCAACAGCAACAACGACGACAACAGCAGCGAUAGCAGUGAAAGAAAAGAAAAAACCUGAAGUUCAGCCAAGAUUUAGUGUAUUCGGGAAUAACAAAAGAACGAUCAUUCAGGACAUGAAUAAGAAAGAACAAGAAGAAAAAGACUUGAUCAAGGAGAUACCGACGAUAACGACCGCAACAAGAAAGAAAAAAAAGGUUAAAUUUGAUUCGAUUUUCCUUGAGAGAGUCUGUUUGUUUAGCGAAACUCAAUCACCACAAGAACUACAUAGAGUUCAAGACAAACAACCCAAGUUGAGAAUCAUCUGUCCCAACUGGAGAAGAACAAAUUCACACAUCUUAGUCGACAAGGCUAGCUUUUCCGUGAGUCAAGAUAAUCUUUACGUUAAAGGAAAGUUGAUGGUGCGUAAUUUGGCUUUGGAUAAAUUUGUAUCUAUCAGGUACACAUUUGAUCAUUGGUCAUCUACAAAUGAGGUCGACGCUACCUUCUUUGGUCCAAACCCGAAGAAUGUAACCUUUGAUAUUUAUGAUUUUUUAAUUUAUAUUGGAAAUGGUCAGCUGGCUGAUCGCGGUGAAAUACGUGGAAAAAUACAAUUUGGUAUCAGAGUCACUGCUGGCACAAGAGAUUACUAUGAUGACAAUCAAGGUCAUUACUAUAAGAUUAAGAUCAUUGCUGACCCGCUCAAUAAAGAGCAAUACAACAUUGAUGAAUAUGAACAAGAGGACGAUUACCCAACAGAGGAAGAAGAGCAAGAGGAAAUGGAAAGACACAAUCAGUUCACAAAUGCUCUCAAGGGUUAUCAACACGCAAAACCAUUAUAUCUAAAGAAGAAUCAACAGCUAUUCCUUGCUACAAGAUACAAUUUCAAUCAGUCUUUGUCUGAAGCUAAGAAAUCAUCUACCUCAAAUCACAAUGACGAACUAUUUCCAAAACCAUUCAUCAAACCCUCUUCUCCUCCUCCAGAUCAUAUUCAUAUCUUGGAUAACAUGUAUAUUCCUACUACAACAACAGAAACUAUUACUACUACAACUAUUACUACUACUACUACUACUACUACUACGGAUCAUCAUGACGACGAUAAUAAUAAUACUGCAAUCGAUACCAACAUUCAUGCUGACCAUAAUGACAAUCAUGAUGCCGUCGCUGCUGCCACUCCUCCUGCAAGUCCUACACUACCAUCUUCCAUAUUCUUGUUAUCGCCUGCUUCAAUGGAUAUCAAUUCAUCAGAUUAUUUAGAUCUUCUAAAAAAGUACUGUUUUUACAACAGUGAUCAAAACGAAUAAUAAAUAUAUCUUUAAAAUUGUAUAUAUUUAAUAAACUUUGCAUUCAAUCAUCUUCCUUUGGCCCUCCCCCUGCAGCUAAAAAUACCCUUCCUUCUACCUGAUUCGGGAAAAGAAGGGAAUAUAAGCCAUCGCUUUUUUGUUGUUUUACAUCACUCAAAAACAUUGUGUUUAUGAUAAAGUUACCAAGGUUACCUUAAAUAUUCAAAACAAAAUGCAUGUAAUCUGCAAUCAAUUUUUACGUUGUGACCUUUCACAAAAAUAGUUCUCUAUCAUACACACACAUCUUUGGUCAGAUGCGCGUUGUAUU